Molecule: messenger RNA, 1441 nt
Organism: Nanorana parkeri
Lineage: Eukaryota; Metazoa; Chordata; Amphibia; Anura; Dicroglossidae
Gene: TMLHE
Product: trimethyllysine hydroxylase, epsilon
Exons: 8
Coding region: 173-1438 (421 amino acids)
Biological process (GO): carnitine biosynthetic process
Cellular component (GO): mitochondrion
Molecular function (GO): trimethyllysine dioxygenase activity; iron ion binding
Source: RefSeq, a predicted model, not a curated record
CAACCUUUGAUACCAGGCGAGAAACGGCAAGGACUACCAAGGAUCUGAACAAAGAUCUUCAACUGCCAGCAGGAGCACAGAGUGAAGACAGUGCUGGAAAAGACUGCAUCUGGUUUACACAAUCAGAUUAUCUUGCUCACCCGGCUCUGAUGCCAUAUUCCCCUGGAACAGCAUGUGGAGUCACCGGCUGAUGCGUCUCUUUCCGGAGGCCAAGAAAUUCAUAGGAAAGGCCACUAAUGGACAGCAUUAUGGGUCAGCCAGGUUCUGCAGAUCACCUGGGGUAGGAAAUCGCUGGCUCAGCACAGCUCCAGCAGCACAGGAGUGCUCCUGGGUCCUGCAAAAAGAUCACUUUGAGCUGCUUUACUCUGGAACAUGUAUGCGUUUUGACUAUGUGUGGCUGAGGGAUCAUUGCCGGUCAGCAUCUUGCUACAACGCCAAAACCAACCAGCGUAGUUUGGACACAGCCAGCGUGGAACUGAACAUCAGACCUGCACAGGUCCGAGUAGAUGAGGCCACACUAUAUCUAACAUGGCCAGAUGGGCACAUGACCAAAUAUGGGUUAGACUGGUUGUCACAAAAUAGCUAUGAAGGACAGAAGCAGCAGCCUGUUCAGCCUCGAAUUUUAUGGAAUGCAACCAUUUACAAGGAAGCAAAUGUGCCAUCCGUCAGCUUUUCUGAUUUUCUUGGGACAAAUGAAGGCCUUCGAGAGUUUCUGAAGAACUUCUUACUGUACGGCAUUGCCUUUGUUGAUGAUGUUCCACCAACUCGGGAGGAUACAGAAAGGGUGGCGCAGAGAAUUAGUCAUAUCCGGGAGACAAUUUAUGGUAAAAUGUGGGACCUCACAUCUGACUUCUCGCGGGGAGACACAGCCUACACAAAACUGGCCCUUGAUCGGCACACAGAUACCACCUACUUCCAGGAACCCUGUGGCAUGCAGCUAUUCCACUGUCUGCGGCAUGAAGGAACAGGAGGACGCACCUUGCUGGUGGAUGGCUUUUACGCUGCUGAACAAGUUCGACAAUUUUACGUAGAAGACUUUAACCUCCUCAGUACUGUGCCUCUGAAACAUGAAUACAUUGAAAAUUCUGGAACAAGUCACAACCACAUGGUGGGGAUUGGACCAGUACUGAAUGUUUAUCCUUGGAAUAAAGAGCUUUAUAUGAUUAGGUACAACAACUAUGAUCGUGCUGUCAUCAACACAGUGCCCUAUGACUUGGUGCAUCGUUGGUAUUCUGCACACCGAAUCCUAACCAAUGAGCUGAGGAGGCCUGAGAAUGAGCUGUGGGUGAAACUAAAACCAGGCAAGGUGCUGUUUGUUGAUAACUGGAGGGUCUUACACGGACGGGAGUCCUUCACAGGCUACAGACAGCUUUGUGGCUGCUAUCUUACUAGGGAUGAUGUGCUUAACAUUGCUCGCUUGCUAGGCCUGAAAGGCUGAGAG